Molecule: messenger RNA, 1106 nt
Organism: Melanotaenia boesemani (Boeseman's rainbowfish)
Lineage: Eukaryota; Metazoa; Chordata; Actinopteri; Atheriniformes; Melanotaeniidae
Exons: 3
Coding region: 52-714 (220 amino acids)
Source: RefSeq, a predicted model, not a curated record
GAUCAGCAAAGACAACCACCAGCUCCUACAGCCAAAGAAAGCUUUAUCAAAAUGUUGUACAGCUCUAAUACACACAAAAAACAUGCUGUUCUUGGGAACCAGAGCCAGACUAGUACAUCUGAACACGAGACUUCUUCAAGUUCAUCUGCAGAUACUAUAAUCAUCGAGUGUGAUCCAAUUCCAGAAUGUGGAGAACCAUGUUUCCGUUCACCGGAAUCAACAGAAGAAGGGUCAUGGAAGCCAUGCGGGGUAUGCAAGGCAGAAGUGGAAAAGUUAGUGGAGGAAAAAGCCAAACUGCAGGAUGUGCUGUGUAGUAUAAGUGGUGAGCAUCUGGAGGCAUUAAAAUGUUUUCUGGACAAAGUGGAACAGAUCCAACCUCAAGCUGGUUUUGGGGCUCCAAAAAACAGAUCUGGGAAGCAAGAGCUGUAUCCAGGAAGUGGCCUCUAUUUGUCCUCUACUCACCUGGGUGCAAUCCAUGCAGAAGCAAAGAAGGACUGCCUUCGUUUAUUCCAUCUUCUGUUUGAUGAAUUCUUUACUGCAGAGGAGUGCCGAAAUGCUGUGGCAUUUGGGAAACAUGGAAAAGUUCCAGAUGGGAAGACAGUCCUGGAUAAGUUCAAAGUCAAUGGGAUGCUAACUUACAUCAUGUGCUGUAGUACACUGGAUGGUUGGACACCGGUUGGGAAAAGUAAGGUCAAAAAAGCCUUCAUAAAGUAAUGCCGCAUGAGGGCCACAACACUGUAAAUUAUUGGAUGUGGCAUACUGAGAGACAUUUGAAACCCAUGUUCAAAAAGCCAUUUUUUGCAAAUGCUGCAUGUUGGCCUUAAAGACUCUUAAGUUGUUCAAAGUCAAUUGUUAUGAAGUGUUGCUGACACUGUUCAAAACACUGUUGGACACUUUUACUGUUUUAAAAACACAAUUUUACUAAAAAAAAAAAGCCACCUUUAUAGUUCAGAUUUUUAUAAUGGCAAUGUUAGAACAGCCUUGCAGUCUGUCUUUAACUCUGUUGUUAACAUUACAACUACUUAAAGUACUCAAAAUACUCAGCAGUACUCAGUUUUCAAGUUCAAUGACUGUUGGAAUUUAAUAAAGAUGAAGAUUCAGGUUCA